UGGCGGAGGAGCAAGUAGCCUGUUGAUCACUUGGAUCAUCAUCACACUUUAUUUCAAAAGAACGAUGCCAUGCAUUAGAAUAACAAGUUUUCAUUGGAAGUCCACAAAAAAUGACACAAAUAUAGAGGCUGUCAUAAGAAAUAAUGGAACCUUAUGUCCCAAAAGAUACAGUUACUUAGACGUCAAGAAAAUGACAAAUUCAUUUAAAGAAAAACUAGGUAAAGGGGGUUAUGGAAGUGUGUACAAAGGAAAGCUACUAGAUGGCCAUCUUGUUGCUGUGAAAGUGCUCAAUACAACCAAAGGAAAUGGUCAAGAAUUUAUCAAUGAGGUUGCAAGUAUUAGUCGAACUUCCCAUGUUAACAUUGUUACUCUCUUAGGAUUUUGUUUAGAGGGUCAGAAAAGAGCUCUAAUUUAUGAGUUCAUGCCCAAUGGAUCUUUAGAAAGAUUCAUUUACAAAGAAGCUACCAUGAAGGACUGUCAGCACUUGUCAUUGGAAAAAUUGUUCGAAAUUGCAAUUGGGAUAGCUCGAGGACUUGAAUACUUGCACUGUGGUUGCAACACUCGAAUUUUGCAUUUCGACAUAAAGCCUCAUAAUGUUCUUCUAGAUGAUAAAUUUUUCCCAAAAAUCGCUGAUUUUGGGCUUGCAAAACUAUGUACCAUGAAAGAGAGUAUUGUAUCAAUGUUGGAAGCUAGAGGGACAAUUGGUUACAUAGCUCCAGAAGUAUUUUGCAGAAACGUUGGAGGUGUUUCGCAUAAAUCUGACGUUUAUAGUUAUGGAAUGGUGAUUCUAGAGAUGGUUGGAGGAAGAAAAAACAUAAAUGUUGGGGUAAGUCAAACUAGCGAGAUAUAUUAUCCUCAUUGGAUCUAUGGGUAUGUUGUACAAGGCAAUAUGGAACCUCAAUUAUUAGGCCUUAAGACUAUAGAAGAAACUGAGAUUACGAAGAAGAUGAUAUUGGUGGGAUUGUGGUGCAUACAAACAAAUCCACUAGACAGGCCUUCAAUGAGUAAGGUGAUAGAGAUGUUGGAAGGAAGCGUAGAAGUAUUGCAAAUUCCUCCUAAGCCUUACCUAUCUUCCCCUUCAAGAACACCAAUGGAUUCUACCUUUAUAACAUUAUCCUAAUAUACUUGUAAGAGUGUGCCUGGAGACCAAUAACAAGAUUAUUGUAAUACAUACUGCUUCUAUUUUUUUAAUAAAAGACAUUUCCAUUAUUAUGUUCA
This is a messenger RNA of Gossypium arboreum, 1218 nucleotides long. RefSeq names its product PR5-like receptor kinase. Lineage: Eukaryota; Viridiplantae; Streptophyta; Magnoliopsida; Malvales; Malvaceae. The transcript has a single exon. Gene Ontology annotation, biological process: protein phosphorylation. Bases 65 to 1120 code for a protein of 351 amino acids. Gene Ontology annotation, molecular function: ATP binding; protein kinase activity. The record is from RefSeq and is a predicted model, not a curated record.